AUGACGACGUCCUCGACCUCUUCCGCUCUCAUUCUCGCCAUCAUCCUUCUGCUUGUCACCCCCUUGUCACCUGGGAACUGCGCAUCGACUGGAGAAGGUAACGCUCUCUUCUUCUCUUUCGGUGGGUCGGGGAAAAAUCGGAGCUUCACCACGAAGUUUGCCCUCUAUGGCGAUGCUGAGAUGAAUAGCUCGGAGGUGAGGGUGACGCGUGCGGCGAACGAGAGCUUCGGGUUUAUGAUUUACUGGAAACCAGUCAGAUUCUUCGGCACCAAGCCCGGGUUCUCUUCUUCCUUCUCGUUCUCUGUUUCUUCCGUGAAGUUCGUGACGACAGCAAGCCUCGUCGAAGUCGAUGUUGGCGGAGAACUUUUGACAAAAAGAAGUAAUCUUUCCGAUGAUGGUUUGCUUCUCAUCCUCAGCAGAGGAGAAAAAUUGCAUUCUUGGAUUGAUUACGAUGGAGAAUCGAAGAGAAUAGAGGUCAGGCUUUGCCAGGACAAGGAUCCGAAGGAAGCAGCCCCUUCGAUCUCUCACUCUAUCGAUUUGUCUUACAUGUUGUGGAGGGAGGCGUCCUGGGUGGGUUUAUCUUCCUGGAGUGGCAAUUCUAGUCAUGGCAGUAGCAUAUACUCGUGGAAUUUUACAAAGAAGAGUAAGCUCUGUACUUGCACAAUUCCAGUUUAUUCUGCAUUAAUGCUUAGCAGCUUCAAGCAUUCAUAUGACUGA
Zingiber officinale is the source of this 717-nucleotide messenger RNA. RefSeq lists its product as uncharacterized. The record is from RefSeq and is a predicted model, not a curated record. The transcript has 2 exons. Gene Ontology annotation, molecular function: carbohydrate binding. Lineage: Eukaryota; Viridiplantae; Streptophyta; Magnoliopsida; Zingiberales; Zingiberaceae. The coding region runs from base 1 to 717 and encodes 238 amino acids.